GCGGACCAUGAAUAUGGCCUUCGCUGAGUUCGUUAACAAAACCCGACUAACCCAGCCCCUGAUCAAUUUCUGCGUGAUUGUGUAAAUGGAUGAUAUUUUGGUCUUUUCAAAAACACACGAGUACCACGUGGAACACAUUGAGUGGGUUUUGCAUGCACUGAAAGAUGCGGGGUUCAAAGUGGCCUUGGAGAAAAGCGAGUUCUUCUUGUCGGAGAUCUCAUUCUUGGGGUACAUCGUCACGGUCGAUGGACUAAAGCCGGAUCCGAGGAAGGUGGCAGCAGUUCAAGACGCCCCGGCGCCGGUCACACUCACCCAGGUUCGGGCUUGUCUAGGGCUGGCAUCCUAUUACCGACGCUUCAUCAAGGGGUUCGCCGGCAUAGCGAAGCCCCUCACGAACCUGCUGAAUAAAGAGGAACAGCUGAUCUGGACGCCGGAAUGCGAAGCGGCGUUUCAAGCGUUGAGGGAGGCUCUGACAUCUGCUCCUGUGUUGGCGCGCCCCGACCCGACAAGACCGUUCGCACUGUACACAGACUGGCAGCCUCAGGCGAUAUCGGCGGUGUUGACUCAGCACGGCAAGGACGGAAGGGAGCACGUCAUUGAGUAUGCGUCCAAGACGCUGAGCCAGGCGCAGGCUAAUUACGAAGCAUGCAAAGGCGAAUGCCCGGCGGUGGUGUGGGAGAUUCAGCACUUCCAACCGUAUCUGUACGGCCAGAAAUUCGUGUUGGUAACGGAUCAUCAGCCGCUGCUGUCCCUACGCAAGAACACAGACUACACGGGGACGCUGGGCAGGUGGGCGGUGCGUCUGCAAGACUAUGACUUCGACAUCCGCCACCGUGCCAUGCGGCAGCAUGGUAACGCCGAUGGAUUAACGCGCCUUCUGCCGCCCAACAAGUGUCCCACCAACGAGCGACUCAUUCCGUGGAGGCCAGAAGUCGCGGCGACAAAACCGCACUACGGGGAGCUACACGUGCUGCGGAGAAGGAUGAACCAUCGCCAGCCAGAGCAUGAGCCCCUCGAGCAUUUCCAGACGCCGCUUGCAGAUCACCUGUUGCGGCAUCGGUUCAAUGAGGAGAGGCAGUUGCGGUAUGACAUUCAGCAGGUGAACGUGCCGGCGCCCUGGGUUGCGGAUUUGGCGGCGUACUCGUUGCUUUGCGAUCGGCUGACGUAUGCGGGGGUGUACGUGGACGUGACGCAGUUGUCGGGCCGGGAGACGACCCGAGUAUUCAUUGAGUUCCGCGCGUUGCAGGUGGCACCCAAUUUCGUGCACAACGUCGCCACCUUCAUCGGACACUUGACGAUCCUACCGAAGCUGAAUCGGGAGCCGGCGCGCAGCUUUGUGCGCGAAUACGUGGUGGAAGCGGCCAGAUCAGUGGCCAGAUUGCAAGGACGGGGGGGACACCGAUUCACAGCCCACGAGGUGCUGCUGCGUAGGGCAGAGGACGGACCGAUUGCGUUGGUGCCGCAGCUCCCCGCGCUUCUCCCUCCCGCUGCUCCUCUCAAUUUCCAAGCUAUUCCCCCUCUCACGGAGGGCCCUUAUCCCAUGCGCGAGUUCUCGAAGUAUUUAGUGGAGCUAACUGACGUGGAGCCGCUGCCUUUCGCCGACGAAGACGCGUGGGAGUUGCACCGGGCGCUGUACAAGUCGAUGACGUUGGGGAUGUUCUGGUUCUUCGUGGAGCACGAAGACCACUGCAUAGGGGAGCACUUCGUCGUCUACUACGUCAUCACGCGGCCCAAGCCAGCGGAGAAGGAAGGGACGGUCGCGCUGUACCCAUUCGCCCCGCUCCAGACGAUCGAUCCAGGAUUCUUGGAGCUCAUACACCUUGAGCUCCUCUCCAUUGCGCAGGUGAUCGUGAGCGAGGAGGAGGAGAUCCAACCGCGAUUGCGGACGGCGACGGCCUUACGGAGAACGUACAACACGGUCGUCAUUCCGGAUUACAUUGCGCAGCGCGCGGAGAGAUUGGAGGACUUCCCGGAGGAAAGGCCGUUGCGGCCUCCCUCGUCGUAUCCCCGACCAGCGCCACCGAAGGCCCCCGAGAAGACGCUGAAGAGGAAGAGACGCCACCCAUCGCCAGGGGCGCAAGGCAGCAGGAUCGGCGGCGGCGAGGAGGUGAUUCAGUCCGCAUGUCCGCGGAAUCCGGACCCCGUGCCUGGGAGUGCGGCGACACUUGUUAAGGAGGCUGUCGUGCCAUCGCCGCCCGUUCCGUGUGCGCCCGAUCUCAACCUUGAUGGAGCCAGGCCAUCAUCAUCAGCAGCAGCAGCCGGAGGAGGAAGCCGAAUGGGAUUACCGGAUCCCAUAUCCAGACCCCCCGUCCUCGCGGGACCUCUCCUUCAUCCGAGCCGGACGGUCCAUCCGACCGAGGUGGACUUCAUGGUGGAGCUCGCCACCAUCAGGCUGGAGGCCAUCGCGGGGGCGUCGCGCCCUGAUCCGGCGCGGGAGCCAUAUCUGACACCCCCUUUUCAAGGGUGUAUUGCGGCGCAAUUGGCUGGGACGCUCAUCUACGAGACCGGACAGCGUCCCAAUGCGAUGUACCACUUCCUGGUCUUCGCGGCGCAGAAGCGGGAGCGGCGGCCUUACGCCGAGACUCAUGUGGUGAUGACGGGUCCGGGGCCCCGAUCGGUGUGCAACAAGUUCGAUAUUCGGCAUGGCUUCCAUCACAUUCUGGUGAGGGAGGAAGAUCGGCCAAAGACGGCCUUCGUGUUGUUUGAAGGCACGUGGCAGUGGGUUCGGUGUCCGAUUGGGAUUUGCAACGCGCCUGCCACGUUUCAGCGAGCGAUGAACAUGAUAUUCAAGAACUUCGUCAACAAGAUGCGGCUAACACAGGGGAUGAUCAACUUCUGCGUGAUCGUGUACAUGGACGAUAUCCUUGUCUACUCGGAGACCUAUCAUGGGCACGCGCAACAUAUUGAGUGGACAUUGGGAGCGCUGAGAGAUGCAAGGUUCAAAAUAGCGCUAGAAAAGCGUGAAUUUUUCCUUUCGGAAAUUUCGUUCUUGGGCUACGUGGUGACACGUGGAGGACUGCGGCCGGACUCAAGAAAAUUUGCGGCGGUAAGAGAAGCCCUAAUUCCCACAUCGCUGACGCAGGUUCGAGCCUUCUUGGGGUUGGCAUCGUACUAUCCCCGCUUCAUCAAGGGUUUCGCCGCGAUUGCACGACCACUAACGAACCUGCUACGGAAGGACCAGCCUCUUAGUUGGGACGCGGAGUGCCAACAGGCCUUCGCGACCGUCAAGGACGCUCUGGCGACGGCUCCUAUUUUGAUCCGACCGGACCCCUCUAAGCAGUUCAUUCUCAUCACGGACUUGCAACCAGAAGCUAUCUCCACUAUUCUAGCGCAGAAGGAGAACGAAGGUCGUGAACAUGUCAUCGAGUACGCGUCACACACGGUACUGGACGAGCGGAGAAAUGACUCGGCGCCUCAAGGCGAAUGCUAUGCAGUAGUCUGGCGAAUCGAGCACUUCCAUCCGUAUCUCUACGGACAGAAGUUUCGCCUCGUUACAGAUCACGAACCUUUGCUGGCGUUGAAGAAGCUCACUAAUUACACCGGCAUGAUUGGCCGUUGGGCGGUGCGACUACAAGAGUACGACUUUGAUAUCGUUCAUCAAAAGACAGAGCGACACGUCAACGCGGACGGACUGACACGUCUGCAUCGACCUGCUAAAGUGCAGCGGCCCCAUCUCUGCUCUGAUCUCCUCCGGUUCGCAGCCUUCUUCAGCACGACGGCGAUCUACGAGGCGGCGGAGUUCCGAUUCACGGAGGAGGCGGAGUUCCGAUUCACGGAGGAGGCAACUACGCGCGUUCUGGUCGAGAUCUCGGCCUUCCGACGGCUAUCCCCCCCUGGGAUUAGCCAUAUCGCCGUCGUCGUCAUUUUUAUAAGGGAUAUCACAGCGAUCCCGCUGGCGAUUCACUCCGACAUCUAUCGGACAUUUGUGCCGCUAUUGAGCGAAGAGAAGUGGGAUGCGUGGUGGGAGGACUACAUCGAGCUCGCUUUCUAUCUAUUGGAGAUAGAGUUCCACUAUUCAGAAGCGGCCCCGUUCGGAGAAGGGCCAGAGCACCCAGAGGACAACGUGGAGCUUCUGAUCACCCAAGCCUGGAGAACGGCGGAGCAAGUUGAUCUGCUGGGAUUCGUAUUCGAGAAGGUGGAGGAGGGCGAUCUCACCUUGAUCACGGACGAGUUGCUGGUGUUUCUGACUCAGCUGGUGGAUGAUCUGCCCUUAGACAUCUUGUCACGCAGUGACGAGCAGCCUGGCACCCACAUACUGUCUCGAACGCUCGAGCCGCACCUUGUAUGGUCCACGUGUACGAAGAUUGACGAGGACAACUGUCUCUAUCCCUCCCCGACGCUUUACUUGGAGAUCGUCGUUACCGAUCUCACGUUUUCGGACCCGAUCGCGAGGAAAAACGUGGCGCAGGACGAGGAGAUAGGGGGGGCAGAGAAAGAGGAGGAAGAAGAGGAGCCAUCAAGUAAAGAACAGGACGAUCCGGACUGCGUCCCGAAAAGAGAAACGGGGAUAGCUAGCGGAUCGAGCCAGCCGCCGGAAAAGAAUGAAGAAGAGGAAGAGCAGAGGAAACGAAAGCGCCAGGAGACUGUGGAGGGAAAGCGACCCACAACAAAUGUUUCAUCGAUCGGGGAUCCGUGGCGUGAUCCAGAGCCACUAGAAGAAGAAGACGAUGGAACCGCAGCAGAGGGAUCGCGGAGAAGAAGAAGAAGAAGUGAAUCGCCAGCUUCCUCCGGUUCCCCGUCCCGGUCCUCCAUUCGUCUACAUCAAGAUCUCGGCGUUCGGGCUUCGUCCCCGACCGUUCUCUCGCCAACCCCGUGACAACCUCAUGCUUACCCGUCU
Molecule: messenger RNA, 4837 nt
Organism: Chara braunii
Lineage: Eukaryota; Viridiplantae; Streptophyta; Charophyceae; Charales; Characeae
Source: the annotation of a GenBank genome assembly